Messenger RNA from Chenopodium quinoa (quinoa), 330 nucleotides. RefSeq names its product glycine-rich cell wall structural protein-like. The record is from RefSeq and is a predicted model, not a curated record. NCBI's taxonomy places the organism in Eukaryota, Viridiplantae, Streptophyta, Magnoliopsida, Caryophyllales, Amaranthaceae. The coding region runs from base 1 to 330 and encodes 109 amino acids. The transcript has a single exon.
AUGGCUAGCAAAAUUGUUGUUUUAGUACUCAUGAGUGCCCUUGUUUGCACCACCAUUGAUGCUAGGAAGCUCGUUGGUGGACUUGAUGAGCAAAAAACCUUCCUUCCCAGUGAGCCACUCCAACCUGGUGGUGGUGGACUUGGAAUCGGGACAGGAGGAGGCCUCAGUUUAGGGAUAGGUUUUGGUCAUGUUGGAUUGGGUGUUGGUAGCGUGUUUGGAGGUGGAAUAGGGCUUGGACAUGGGGGUGGAGCGGGAGGAGGGUUUGGCGGUGGUGUUGGUGGUGGUGCCGCCGGUGGUGGUGGAGGGCUUGGAAGUGGAAUCAUCCCCUAG